AUGGUUUAUGCGCAAAGCAAUGCUGGCAAAGAUGCCAAAGACACGCGACUACUCCAUAUGGCCAGUGCCCGCGCCGUCCAGCACAUGCCUGACAUUCUGCGCAUCGCCCAGGCUUCCCAGGACUUCAUCACACGAGCCUUUUCUGCCGCGUUUGAACAUGUUCCCGCAACGCUGCUGUGGCUGCGCCAAGGGACCUCGUCUGAUUUUCAUGCGCUAGACGGGCAGCGUCGUUUGUACAGCAUCAACUUGCUCAACGGCAUCGUCCUGCUGGAUGGCUAUCCACCUCGCCUGCUCCCACACACAGUCACUGAGCAUCCUCUCUUCCAGCGCAGCUUUGGCGAGGCUGCAUUUGAAGUCAGCCUGGAUGCGUGUGGCACGUUUUGCACGUCUCGGCCAGUAGAUGGAUACUUCUACAAAUUCAAGGAAGUCUCUGGAAGCUUGCUGAUCACUGAGAUGCACGAAGGCCGCUCGCUUCGAUUGCUGGAGCCGAAGUCGUUCGGCUCGUUCCCGCAGCGCUUGGUCGAUUUGCACAGUCACUGGGAGGAUCAGGAGACUGCUGCAAUAGUCUUUCGACCAGUGCACUUCCGCAGGAAGGAAAUCCACUUCAUUCAAACCAGGGACGAGGAAUGCUGCCAAAUUCCGGAGCAUCUGAUGGAGCGCAACGUGGACAAUUUGCUUCAACAUCCGGACGUGGUGUAUCAGCUUGUCGGGCUGAAGGCGCAGGUGGUGGACGUGCUUAGCAAGUUUGAGCACCCUGACUCUGAGGACUUUAUUCACGCUUACGCGCGGAGGGGUGAUGAGAAUGCACCUGUGGAGAAGCUGGAUCUCCCGCGUGUGAACAUGGCUUUCUCGUUUGAAGGGGGCACCUGGCUGUCCCGCGACUACCGGGGCUACCAGCUUGCAAAGGUUCAGAAGUUGAGUGAUACCUUGGUAGACUUCGACGGUUACCUUGUGCUGGAAAGGAGUGACCCUAAUGAUUUGACAGUGCCAGCUUACAAGAUCAUCCUUCAAGACGCUGAAGUGAAACUGGGGAAGCCCUUGUCGCUCAACAUUGAUUUUGGCAGCGGCUCCAAGAACGAUACGGUCUGUUUCGACGUGCAUGAGCGCUUCGGCCACCUGCAAGCGGAAAGUGUGCAAUCCCGGCUUUUACUUGCCAAUUUGUUUGCUGGGACGGGCUGCGAUGUGCCGGAUCCACGUCUUGGGGUGACCGGCAUGGAAUUUGCACUGGACCUGGUGAGACAAUGCUGGGUGAACCGGCCGCUCACACAGAAGGAGCACUUGCGCUGCUAG
Molecule: messenger RNA, 1290 nt
Organism: Symbiodinium pilosum
Lineage: Eukaryota; Dinophyceae; Suessiales; Symbiodiniaceae
Source: the annotation of a GenBank genome assembly